AUGACGGCGCCGAGGAGGUGGAGGUUCGCGAUGGUCUGCUCGUCGAACAUGAACCGGAGCAUGGAGGCGCACGCUGUGCUGGGCCGCGCGGCGCUCGACGUCGAGUCCUACGGCACCGGCUCCCAGGUGAAGCUCCCAGGCCCGUCGAUGCACGAGCCCAACGUCUACGACUUCGGCACCCCUUACGGCGGCAUCUACGACGACCUCCGCCGCAAGGACCCCGACCUGUACAAGAGGAACGGCCUACUGCCAAUGCUGAAGAGGAACAUCUCGGUGAAGCUGGCGCCGCAGAGGUGGCAGGAUAACGCUGGCGAUGGGGUGUUUGAUAUGAUACUCACCUUUGAGGAGAGGGUCUUCGACUUAGUCGNUGCAGAUAUGAAUAACCGUGAGCAGAGGUUAUUGAAGAGCGUGCUGAUAAUCAAUAUGGACGUGAAAGAUAACCAUGAAGAAGCUGCUAUUGGGGCAAAGCUUGCUUUAGAUUUAUGCCACAAGCUUGAAGCGGUGGCUGGUGAUUGGGAGGAAAUAAUCGAUGACCUGAUUGCUGCAUUCGAGAAGCAGCACAAGCGGAAGCUCACAUACUACAUCUCGUUUUACUGA
This is a messenger RNA of Triticum turgidum subsp. durum (durum wheat), 597 nucleotides long. The record is from the annotation of a GenBank genome assembly. Lineage: Eukaryota; Viridiplantae; Streptophyta; Magnoliopsida; Poales; Poaceae.